AGAUCCUUGCAAUAACCCACGAGCAACCAUUAAAUUAACUAUCAAUAUUACUAGAAAGCAACCAAACGAACAAAAGAAAUGCAGAGAAUGACGGUGAAUAGGAUAAGGCUUUGCUUGCAUGUUUGUCAGCACUCAACACAGUUCAUAUAAAUUCAAAAUCAUUGUUCCCCCCAUUCCGGAACAAAUGUACAAUACUGGAAAGAAAAUAAGAAAAGUCCAGUCAAACGCGGCGGAUAUAAAACUGAAAGCAUUCACGCGAUUUGUGUUUUUCUCAAACGUGACUUAGGGUUUCAAUUUCACUCCUCAAACUCAGAACCGCGUUUCACAGUGCCAAAUCCAUCUGCAUGAAUCGGAUCUCGAUCCGAUUCCCCACCUCAUUCCCAGUACCUGACAAGCAUUGCUGAUGUCAAUGGCGUCGAAGCCUCCGCCUCCGCCGGCGCCGUCUCCUCCGCCGUCGUCUUCUAAAUCAGCUCCUCCCGUCGAUCCCUCCACAAAGAAAGUGGACGACGCACGUCCUGCUGUGAACGAUGUGUUGCUGGUUAUUGAUUCUCUCAAGAAACAAGUUGCGGCUGAACGGGUUGUUUCGGUUAAGAAAAAAAUGGAAGAAAAUAGACUGAAGCUGGUUGGUGUCACGGACCAUCUCUACAAAAUGUCGAUGGAGAGAAGGACCGGCGGCAUUGCCGAUAUGAAUGGAAGUCUGGACCUGCUGUCUAAGAGGCAAAAGGGUGCAACUGAUAUGCACAAUGGCGUUAAUGCGAGUAAUGGUGACAGGGAGAGCAAUGGUUAUCAUGAAGAUGGCCACGGCUCUACAGCAGUUCUUCUAGGAUAUAAUGUUACUACAAAGAAUGCUGUUCGUCCUAUCAAGUUACCUGAAGUAAAAAGAUUACCUCCUUACACUACGUGGAUUUUUCUGGACAGAAAUCAAAGAAUGACAGAGGAUCAAUCAGUUGUAGGCCGGAGGCGAAUUUAUUAUGAUCAAAAUGGUGGAGAAGCACUCAUUUGUAGUGACAGUGAAGAGGAAAUAAUAGAUGAUGAAGAGGACAAAAGAGAAUUUGUAGAGUCAGAAGAUUUUAUACUUCGCAUGACUAUCAGAGAACUUGGUAUAUCUGAUAUAGUUCUGGAGUCACUGGCUCAGUGUUUUUCUAGAAACAGUAGUGAAAUUAAGGCAAGAUAUGAAACUCUUACUAAUGAAGGCAAUGCUGGAGGGGGUUCCAAGAAUGGAAAUGCUGAAGAGAAUUCCCAAAUUGACAGUUCUUUUGUGGAAAAGGAUCUUGAAGCAGCUCUUGACUCUUUUGACAACCUUUUUUGCCGACGAUGUCUAGUUUUUGAUUGCAGAUUACAUGGAUGUUCGCAGGACCUUGUCUUCCCAGCUGAGAAACAACCUUCAUGGAACCCUCCUGAUACUGAAAAUGCACCAUGUGGUCCAAAUUGCUUCCGAUCGGUACUCAAGUCAGAAAGAUUCGCCAAAGUUACCUCUUCUACUCAGGCUGAUGUUGAAGACAAAAGCUCUGGUGGUGGUUUAUCUAGAAAGAAGUCUUCUGCUAGAAGGCGUACAAAAUGCAGCCAAAGUGAGAGUGCUUCAUCUAAUGCAAAAAACAUAUCUGAGAGUAGUGACUCAGAGAAUGGUCCUGGACGGGAUGCUGUUUCAGCUUCUCCCUCAGCAUCAUCUAAAACUAAAUCCGUUGGGAAAAGUGGAAUUGGUAAGAGGAACAGUAAGCGAGUGGCGGAACGUGUUCUAGUUGGCAUGCAGAAGAGGCAGAAAAAGCCAGUGGCUUCUGAUUCUGAUUCCAUCAGUGAAGCAGUUGGAGGUUCAUUAAAUGAUAUGGUUACUGUCCCACAUGCUAUGAGGGGUGAAGACAGCUUGAGGAAAGAAGAGACUGUGGAUGAGAACACAUUUAAACAAGAUUUAACAGAUAAUGGAUCUUGGAAAGCUCUCGAGAAAGGGCUUUUAGAGAAAGGAAUGGAGAUUUUUGGUAGAAACAGCUGCUUACUAGCCAGGAAUCUCCUAAGUGGUCUAAAGACGUGUUGGGAUGUUUUCCAAUACAUAAAUUGUGAAGAAGGAAAGAUGUCUGGUCCUAGUGGGGAUGCUACAAAUUCUCUUGUGGAAGGCUACUCCAAGGGCAAUAAUGAAGUAAGACGAAGGUCAAGAUUUUUACGUAGAAGAGGGAGAGUCCGUCGUUUGAAGUAUACCUGGAAAUCUGCUGCUUAUCAUUCAAUCAGGAAAAGGAUUACAGAAAGAAAGGACCAGCCCUGCCGGCAGUACAAUCCAUGUGGUUGCCAAUCAGCUUGUGGAAAGCAGUGUCCUUGUCUUCUAAAUGGAACCUGCUGCGAGAAGUACUGUGGAUGCCCCAAGAGUUGCAAGAAUAGGUUUCGUGGCUGUCAUUGUGCAAAGAGUCAGUGCCGAAGUCGUCAAUGCCCAUGCUUUGCUGCAGAUAGGGAAUGCGAUCCUGAUGUUUGUAGGAAUUGUUGGGUCGGUUGUGGCGAUGGUACUCUUGGGAAUCCUAGUCAAAGAGGGGAUAAUUAUGAAUGUAGGAACAUGAAGCUUCUUCUCAAGCAGCAGCAAAGGGUUCUUCUUGGAAGGUCUGAUAUAUCUGGCUGGGGAGCCUUUUUAAAGAAUGGUGUUGGUAAGCAUGAAUACCUCGGAGAGUAUACUGGAGAAUUAAUUUCUCAUAGGGAAGCCGAUAAGCGAGGAAAGAUAUAUGACCGUGAAAACUCAUCUUUUCUCUUUAAUCUGAAUGACCAGUUUGUUCUUGAUGCUUACCGAAAGGGUGAUAAAUUGAAGUUUGCGAACCAUGCUCCUGAUCCAAAUUGCUAUGCCAAAGUUAUUAUGGUUGCUGGAGAUCAUAGAGUAGGCAUUUUCGCCAAGGAACGGAUUGGUGCUGGGGAAGAACUGUUUUAUGAUUAUCGUUAUGAGCCCGAUAGAGCUCCUGCAUGGGCUCGGAAGCCAGAGGCAUCUGGAUCCAAAAAAGAGGACGGUGCUCCUUCAAGUGGUCGUGCAAAGAAGCUUGCUUAAUUUUACUUUACUUAAAAACCAAAAUCAAUUCAUUUAGUUAUUCUUAUAGAGAAAUAGGAGAAGCAAUCUCAUUGAUAGCCGAAAAGAGCAUUGAGCUUUUUGUUUUGUUUGUAGCAAGGCCAUGCCAUUGUUGCUGCCGAGGUAAACUACCUGCAUUUGAACAAUUCAUUUCGGCAUUACCUGACUGUAUUCGCUAUUUUAGACGGAAAGUUCAAGUCUUGACUGAAAAAAAGGAUGGAAAAUAUAGGCUUUACUGAAUCAAAAUUCCAUGCAAUCCUUUCCUAAAGUGGAAUGAACAAAUGCAAAUCAAAUUGCAACA
Messenger RNA from Lotus japonicus, 3332 nucleotides. Its product is annotated as histone-lysine N-methyltransferase CLF. The record is from RefSeq and is a predicted model, not a curated record. The transcript is spliced from 18 exons. Gene Ontology annotation, biological process: chromatin remodeling. NCBI's taxonomy places the organism in Eukaryota, Viridiplantae, Streptophyta, Magnoliopsida, Fabales, Fabaceae. Gene Ontology annotation, molecular function: histone methyltransferase activity; protein binding. Bases 404 to 3013 code for a protein of 869 amino acids. Gene Ontology annotation, cellular component: PcG protein complex.